GUAUUAUGUUACAUCGGAGUGGGCAGGCAUGGCAUGGUGGACGUUUCUGGCAGAUGUUUCUUACGAUUAUGGGGCAAUUAUACAAAUAGCGGCUGUUACAUACAUGAAACAUAAGCAUGCUGCCUAGUUUCACAAUGAAACGUUUCCCUCAGCAAGUCCUGUUCAUGAUGAAAAUGACACAAAGACCGUAUCUUGCUCAAACAGUUGCUCGUUUAGAAAUCAUUUCAAGAGUGUUCACAACUCUGACAGUAGAGCCUCUCAGUGCAUUGGUAGAUGAGCCUGUGUCUAUCAGAGUAUCAGGCCUCCAGCGGCGUCAGAAGAUCACACUUUCUGCUCUUCUGAUGGGUGAGGGGAAGGAGUUUGUAUCCUGCGCACACUACACGGCCGAUCAGGCUGGUGACGUGGAUACUACUGUCCAAUCAAGUGAAGGAGGUUCAUUUUGUGGCGUUGAACCAAUGGGUCUUUUCUGGGCCAUGGUUCCAUCUGCUAAACACAGAAAAGCCACGCGUCUCUUGAAGAAAGAUGUCACUGUUCCAUAUGACAUCACAAUAUCUGCACACUUAAAUCAUGUUCAUCUGCAAUCCAUCCAAUCAACGAGUAACUCGUCAGGUGUGAUGGCUACAACACAGGUGAAACGAUGGUACUUAGGAGAGGGAGUGCGAAGAGUACCCUUAAGAGAUGAGCGUUUACGAGGGACAAUGUUCAUUCCUUCAGGUGUGGGACCAUUUCCUGCUGUCCUUGAUAUCUUUGGUGGCGCUGGUGGUUUGUUUGAACACAGAGCUGCUCUUAUGGCUUCGAGAGGUUUUCUGACUCUAGCAUUGGCCUACCUUCAGUACAACGGGCUACCACGUUUCUAUGAAGAGCUUGACUAUGAUUAUUUCCAGGAAGCAGCCGAAUUGCUGAGUCAGCACCCUCAAGCUUCUCCUGGUGGUAUCGGUGUGAUGGGUACAUGCUUUGGCGGAGCAGUAGCAAACAUGCUGGUCUCCUUUUGUCCUAAGGUUACAGCUGCCACAACAAUAAACGGUUUACCUUUUUCAACCUUGCGAGAUCAAGAUAUCAACGGAGAACGAAUAAAAGGAUACAUGGCCAUAAUGAAAAAGGAUGAUAAGUACUUUACACCCACUUUCAACUUUACUAUGGACAAUGUCCCUAUCCUCCCCAUAUGGAGACAGGAUGUCCAGGUCCUCUCGAUCACUGGAGAAGAUGACAGAACAGUGUCUCCCACGCUGUACAGAGAGCUGUUUAAAAAGAUCCCAAGGGACAAGAUGCAUAACAUCCAGGGUGUGUACUACCCUGGGGCUGGUCACAUUAUAGAACCCCCCUAUGCACCCAUGUGUAAAGAACACUAUUUGGACGAAACUAUGGAAACCCUGUUUCUGUUUGGGGGAGAGAUGAAGGCUACUGCUGAAGCCCAGGAAGACUCCUGGAAGAGAAUCCUGGAACACUUCAACAAGAACCUGCCUAGGAGGAGUACUGAUGGAAAGAAUGCUGACUCGUGACUUAUAUCUAGAACUUCGUAAUGCUUAUUGAUCACCAAGUACAAGAGGCUAGUUGAUUGCCUUCUCAUCCAUGUGUAUUCUUCCGUUACAAAGCCAACAUAACACAAAAUGGUAGAGAAUAGAAUUACACGUUUUACAAGAGUACUGGAACACUUACCUUGUUUUCAUUUAGUUGUGGCCAUGUACAGGUUGCUAGUGGUUCAGCGUCCGGUUUCUUGUACGAUGUCAACAUGUAGGAAAAUCAAAUAUAAACAUACACAUUAUACACGUUUCAGUAUCAUUGCUCAAAACAAAAUAUUAAUAUUAAUGGUUUGACACAACUGGCCUACUAACGGCAAAGUGUGAAGGUAAUAUAGUUUAUCAGUUGUAGAAACCUCUAUAUCGUCGUUAAUGAUAAGGAGGGUGAUUAGACGGGACAAUGCAAAUUUGCGUGUAAAUUGUAGCGUCACAAUGUGUAAAUGGUAAUCAUAAUGGUAUUUCUGUCAUUUUUGAAUAACGGUUGAAAAGUCUAAGUCCCGGACAUGGGGCAAUAAGGACUUUUGAUAAUAGAAGGCAGUUAAAAAACCUUAAUGUUACAUUAACCAUCAGCUGCCCCUUCCGACUAAUCGGAGCAAUUCUGCUUUACCAACAAUGAUAAUUUGGAACCGGCAUGUCCGAAAACCAUGGUAGUGUAGAAACUGAACAAACAACAGGUAAUUUACAUUGCCUCAAAGCGAAAGGGAAGCCUCAUUCGUGUGUUCGUUUGUUGUUUAACGUAGCACUCAGCAGUAUUUCAGCUAUGUGACGGCGGUCUGUAAAUAAUCGAGUGUGGACCAGACAAUCCAGUGAUUGACAUCGUGGGCAUCGAUCCACGCAAAAGGG
Messenger RNA from Haliotis rufescens (red abalone), 2360 nucleotides. Its product is annotated as bile acid-CoA:amino acid N-acyltransferase-like. Gene Ontology annotation, molecular function: fatty acyl-CoA hydrolase activity. The transcript is spliced from 9 exons. NCBI's taxonomy places the organism in Eukaryota, Metazoa, Mollusca, Gastropoda, Lepetellida, Haliotidae. The coding region runs from base 117 to 1499 and encodes 460 amino acids. The record is from RefSeq and is a predicted model, not a curated record. Gene Ontology annotation, biological process: fatty acid metabolic process; acyl-CoA metabolic process.